This is a messenger RNA of Monopterus albus (swamp eel), 6507 nucleotides long. RefSeq names its product kinase insert domain receptor like (gene kdrl). Gene Ontology annotation, cellular component: signaling receptor complex; plasma membrane. Gene Ontology annotation, biological process: cell migration; positive regulation of kinase activity; angiogenesis. The transcript has 30 exons. Gene Ontology annotation, molecular function: ATP binding; vascular endothelial growth factor receptor activity; growth factor binding. Lineage: Eukaryota; Metazoa; Chordata; Actinopteri; Synbranchiformes; Synbranchidae. The coding region runs from base 457 to 4407 and encodes 1316 amino acids. The record is from RefSeq and is a predicted model, not a curated record.
GGGAGGAGGAACUGUCCAAGGAGUGCCCGAAAGGCAGGAGCUGAUUGAUUUUUCUUUUGUUGGCCAGUUAGAAACUGAGACACAACUCACUUAACUUUUGCUAUUCACAGUCAACUGAACUGAAUUAUUUUAACCUUUGCUUUGGAGAGCACCUGCCCGGAGGAUACAGCGGCACAGCCGUGUCCUAGUGCGGGAUCGGGAGUUGGAUUAACCCAGCUGCGCAGGAGCGCUCCCCUGCAAACCGCAUCAUGGGUUACGCUAAAAUCACUGCCGCUUUUUGGAUGUGCACCUGAUGGUUUUGUGGAUUUAGAUCACGUUUUUUAAUAGUUAAAACAGGGCUGAUUUUCUCGCUUUAGGAAGAAACUUGUCAGUCACGCGGAAAUAUAAACCUCUGCCAGGGACUCUGUAACUGUACUUCUUAACACAGAGUUUGGAUUUUGGUGAAGAAUUGGCAAGAUGGUGUCAUCCGACUGCUUCAGAUUGGUCGUUGUCAUCUUGUAUUGUACAUCACUCACAAAAGGACAUUUGGAGAAAGAGGACUCACCUAUUUUUUUGCCCAUUGAAAAUCCCUUCAUUUUGCAUAAGGAUGGUUCCUUAAACCUCAUAUGCAGAGGUCAUGGCUCGUUGAACUGGACGCUUGGCAAUCCCAGACGAUCGAUUUCAUCAAAGGGGGUGAAGGUGGAGCAGUGUGAUUACAGACGUCAUUCUCACUCUAACUGCAGUAAACUAACAAUAACAUCCUUGAGUGCCAGUGACACAGGGAACUACAGCUGUAAAUACUUCGAAGAUGGUUUAGAAUCCACCUCCUCAACCUAUGUCUAUGUCAAAGAUCCUGAACAACCAUUUGUGGUGCCCCAUUAUCCGACACCUCAUGUCUUGGGCAUCUACAGGCAUGAGACUAGUCUCUUGGUCCCCUGCCGAACAUCCUCUCCUGAUGCUGAUGUAAUUCUGAUAGGGAACCCAAAUUUAUCAGAGGAGAUUAAAAUGGAAAAGAAAUGGGAUCCGAUGCAAGGAUUCACAAUUCCCUAUGGUCCUUACACCACGUACAAUACAUUCACCUGUUACACCAAAAUCAACGGUCGUGAGUUCAGGUCAAUGUACAUCCCAGCCAGACAGACUCUUGUUAUUAAUAAUGUGAAAAUCACCCCAGAGCGUGUCAGAGUGUUAGUUGGUGACACCCUUGUCCUCAACUGUACUGGUGAGACCACGUAUAAUGGAAGAAUCAACUUCACAUGGGAUUUCCCGAGAAAGAAUGAAAAUCUGCAUUAUACGAAUAAGACUAAAGGUGCCCUUGCUGAGGUUUUAGUGAUGAGCAAGGCUUUAAUCUUGCCAGACAUUUCCACGGAAGAUAAGGGGUUGUACCACUGCAAAGCUUGGGUUGAACCCACACAUUAUAAGGAUGCCACAGCAAAAGUCAUUGUCUAUGAACAUCCAUUCCUCAAUGUCUCCUAUAGGCAUGAGCGGCCUAGUACAGUGACUGUCAAAGAAGGUAGAAAGAAGAUUGUGUUUGAGCCCAAGGUCAAUGCUCUGCCCCCACCAGACAUGGUAGCAUGGUAUAAGGAUGGGGUCCGUAUCCAGAAGAAUUCCACCUGUUACAGGAUGUCUGGUUUCAGCUUGAUUAUCACUGAUGUGCAGCAGAAGCAUGCUGGGGUCUUCACCAUAAGCUUGGGCAACCAAGCGAAGGGCCUGAACAGGAGUAUGAGCUACACUCUGGUAGUCGAAGUGAAGCCAACUAUUUCAGAGGUGGAGCUUGCACCUGUGGAUGUGCAGCCCUCUAUGUUUGGCAAACAGCAUCAGCUAACCUGCACUGCUUACGGGUUACCCUUGCCAAGCAUCACUUGGCUUUGGCAACCAUGUCACCCAAACUCCACGCUUAAAGGUUGCAUGAAUUAUGGUGAUCCAGUUCAGGUCCGCACUGAUGACAAGGAAACAUACUCCCACAACUCGAUUAAGAGCAUAAACACCAAGACUGAAAUGAUUAAAGAUAAAAACAAGACUGUGAGCACCCUGGUGAUAGGAAAUGCUACUGUGUCUGGAAAUUACUCCUGUGAGGCCCGGAAUGACCAUGGCACCAGCCAAAUGACAAUCCUCUUCUAUGUUGAUGCUCGCCCUGAGGAAAUUACCACUGAACCUAAGACAGCCAUCGAGGGGGAUGAUGUGACUCUAACCUGUUGGGCAACCCGCUACCUCUACACAGACCUGCAGUGGUUGGAUUCCAGGAAUCAGACGAUCACUUCCAAUGUGUCCAGUGUCCAGGCCAGUCGCUACUCGAUUUCCCGUUCUCUACACCUUUAUAAUGUUUCCAAGACCAGCACUACAGGUUACAAGUGCCAAGCGCACAAGCUCCACAAGAACGUUGUACUCAAGACUGCUUCACUUACUGUGGAUGAAAGGAAACCCCCAUGGCUGAGUCAAAAUCUGACUAAUCAGGAUGUGAACAGCAGCAGCACCCUGAUGCUGGCUUGCUUUGCUCUGGGAGUUCCUCGUCCUUCCAUCAUCUGGUACAAAAAUGGCAUUCCAGUGGAAGAAGGCCCAGGUAUCACACUGGGAGAAGACGGGCUUCUGACCAUUGACAGGGUGAAGAAGGAUGAUGAGGGUCUGUACGAGUGUAUAGCCAAUAAUGUUGAGGGUUCUGCAAAAACAAGUGCUGUUGUUACUGUGCUCGGGGAUGAAGGGAAGCCAAACAUUGAGGUUAUAAUUCUGGUGUGUACAGGAGCUGCAGCCACGUUCCUCUGGCUCAUGCUUAUCCUCUUCAUCCGCAAGCUGAGGAAGCAACCAGCACACUAUAGGAUGGGUCCAUCUAUCAUCAUUGACCCUGACGAGUGUCCACUUGAUGAGCAAAGUGAUCUUCUUCAGUAUGACAGCAGCAAAUGGGAGUUUCCUCGUGACCGCCUGCGACUAGGCAAAACUCUUGGCCAUGGAGCUUUUGGGAAAGUGGUGGAAGCUUCUGCCUUUGGGAUCGACAAGCUUUCAACCUGCAAGACUGUUGCUGUCAAAAUGCUGAAAGGAGGCGCUACGUCAAAUGAGCGGAAAGCUCUGAUGUCAGAGUUAAAGAUCCUGAUUCACAUUGGCCAUCACCUGAAUGUGGUCAACCUUCUGGGAGCCUGCACAAAGCCUGGAGGACCAUUAAUGAUGAUAGUGGAGUUCUGCAAGUAUGGCAACUUGUCAAACUAUUUGAGAACCAAGAGAGAUGAUUUCCUUGUCUACAAGAGCCAGAACGGUAAGGUGGUGGAAUCAGGAUCGUCCUGCGAGCUGAGUGAGCUGAUGAAACGCCGUCUGGAGAGCGUGGCCAGCACCGGAAGCUCAGCCAGCUCUGGCUUCAUCGAAGAUAAGAGUUACUGCGACUCUGAGGAAGAGGAAGAAGAGUCUGAGGAUUUAUAUAAGAGAGUCCUGACUUUGGAAGAUUUAAUUUGCUACAGUUUCCAAGUUGCAAAAGGCAUGGAGUUCUUGGCUUCGCGCAAGUGCAUCCAUCGUGAUUUGGCUGCACGAAACAUCCUGCUUUCUGAGAAUAAUGUUGUAAAGAUUUGUGAUUUUGGACUUGCCAGAGAUGUCUACAAAGAUCCGGAUUAUGUGCGCAAAGGAGAUGCUCGACUGCCACUUAAGUGGAUGGCACCUGAGGCUAUUUUUGACAAGAUCUACACAACUCAGAGUGACGUUUGGUCCUUUGGUGUUCUCAUGUGGGAGAUCUUCUCUCUGGGUGCCUCACCUUACCCCGGCGUCCAAAUUGAUGAAGAAUUUUGCUGCAGGCUGAAAGAGGGAACCAGGAUGAGAGCACCUGAAUACUCUUCCUCUGAAAUAUAUCAGACCAUGUUGGACUGCUGGCACGGGGAGCCACAGCAGCGACCGACCUUCACUGAGCUAGUGGAAAGGCUCGGAGAUUUGCUUCAAGCUAGUGUGCAACAGGAGGGGAAGCACUAUAUACCUAUCAAUACAGCCCUGCUGGCCAAGGUGGGAGACCCAUCCACCAUUGUGCCGUCAGAGGAGAUGCCUACACGGCCUCUCUCUCAUCGCGACUCAGGAAGCACCUGGAACAUCAAGAUCUGUCCUGCUAGUGUGAAAACCUUUGAUGAGGUUACCAUGGAGAACAGGACAAAUGAGAACUGCGGGGGCAGUCAGUCAGACAGCGGUAUGGGACUCUCAUCUGACAACAUGAAGACACUGAAGCGCCUCGAAUCGCUGGCAGGCCGUCCGCUGAGCAUCAUGGCUCUUGCGAUAAAGGCAGCAAGUAAGAGUAAAGAGUCUGUGCUGACGGACACAGAGAAGAAGUACCCACCCACAGUUCCCUCUCUAGACCUCAGCCAGGACGACUCAACACUGGAUGACUCGGCUCUGGACAUCAGCUUGGAGUGUCACAGCCCACCACCUGACUAUAACUAUGUGGUGCGAUACUCCACCCCUCCUGUGUAGCCUCUGGCCCUGGAGAAUCUGACAGCCUUCUUUGUUCUCCUCUGCUUUGACUCUUAUCUCUGGAUUGCUUUUGAAGCAACGUUUAAGUGGGAGAAACAUGAGAUUCCAUGAGAAAGUAUUUAGAAAGGGUGCUCUGAAAUGACUCUAACUUCUGCAUCUUCCAGUUUCCAGGGUUCAUGUUAUGUGAAAAAGGGAAACCUGUAAACUGUUACUGUUAGUUUCCAGUUUUCAGACAUAGGCCCAUGUUAAUGCUACUGGUCCGUCCACGUUCACUGUGAUAACUCAAACCGAUUACUGGAAAGUAAUUUACUGUAAAAAGUAAAUUACUGGAAAGUAAUUUGUUUGUAAAGCUAAAGAGAAGCUCUUUUUGUAAUGCAGGAAAGAAGGUUGGCUAAAGUUUAAAAACAUAUUAAUUAGUAAUUUUGAGGAGUCUCUUAUUUGAAAUAUGAUCGCUCCUGGAGAGGGGUGCUCUGUCCCUCAUGUGGUGGUGGAUGUGUUUAGGUCAUGGGAAUCACCGGUUAAUGGAGGAAACAGGGUAAAGCUGAGAGUGAGACCAGAUGGCAUUUAACAUUACAGCUUGACCAUGAAGGUGUUUAAGUGAGGAGUUACUGUAUAUGUAGAGUCCUCCUCCAGACUCAAUCUGGUAAUGAAGAAGAUCACAUUUUUGUUUGGUUAAACUAAAACAGAUGUGACAAGGAAACCAGAUUUGUUGGUUUUAUUGCGUACAAACUGAGUUAGAAACACAAGUUUAGAGUAAGAUUUCAGGAACAGUUUAUUCAAAACCACUAGUAAAGCAAAUUGUGUAUUUAUUUAGAUUGUAGACACUGUCACUUAGUAAUCCACCUCUGUUUGUUCAUUUAGAUUCAUAUUUAACAGUUAACCAAAGUAUUUUCCAGCUCAGUCUUCCUGAUAUCAGUAUGUAAUAUCCCAGUGUUUAAUUCCAGACUUAUGUGCCAUUUGUGCUGCUGUAUUCACUGACAUGAAACAUGUACAGGUGGGUGAUAAAUCCGAGGAAAACCCUGAAUGAAUGAGUGGGUCACUGAUUAAUCUGCUGAAUAUUUUCUUGAUUAUUUGGUUUAUCUUUUCAUUCACAGAAUAUCAAACAUUGAGAUAAAUCCCCAUUUUGAUGCUCCAGAGUCAAAAGCAGUGCUUUGUAUCAAAUGUGCUCAUUUGUCUGCCCAGCAAAACCAAAUAUAUUCAGUUUAUUAUAAUUUAUGACAAAGAAAAUCAUCCGUUCCUCACAUCAGUGAUUUUUGCUUCAUAAUACCUGCCAGUAAAUUUACCAUCAGUGAACUGACUAAUGGUUGCAGCUCUAGGCGACCGAAUGGCUUAAUGAGUAUGAAAAGUUGCGUUGAACCCAGUGAGAGAGAAAGAUGUUUCCCCCCUGCACCUGAAGACACUUUACUAAAAAAGUCUGUGUUCACUUUGUGCUAGUUUUUCCUCUGAUUUAUCACCCAUGUGUACAUGGAUAUUCUCUGUCCUCCGUCUUGUGCUAAGUGGAAAAGCGUGCAGGGCAGGCUACAGUUACUCUGCAUGUGUGAUGUUUGUAGGCACUAGUCUGCUCUGGUUCAGUUACGCAUUAACAUGGAAAAUCCCCACUUUAUCCUUGUUUGUAGUACAGCAGGCAUUGAAUGUACUGUGGACCAAACCUUCAUUUGCACUCACAUGUUACUGAACACACACCCUGCAGAAAUGUGGCAAGCUUGUGUUUGUUGAGAAAUCAGUAUUGUCAGUGAGUAAACUACAGUAUAAAGUGAGUAUUUGUGGACCAAUUUGUUCUGUUCUGCACUGAUACGUAUAAUUUCUGUAUUCUUAAGGUAUGUUAUUGUGAACAAUGUUGAGGUCACAUGUUACAAAGCUUUCUGAUUUUAUUUUACUCUAACUUUAGUACAUACCGCAGUAAGAAAUUAACAUUUUCAGUGUUUUUUAUUAUUUCUUGCCAUCCUAACAUCACCAUGUUCACUGCUUAUAAUUAUGUCUAAAAUUUGGUUCUGUUAAUUUAGUUAGUUUUUUGUUUUUGUUCAUGUAGUUCAGCAAGUUAAUGAAGUAAUGUUCCCAGCACUGUUACCUGAGCAUACUGUAUGAAGUAAAUAAAUGAAU